Molecule: messenger RNA, 613 nt
Organism: Protobothrops mucrosquamatus (brown spotted pit viper)
Lineage: Eukaryota; Metazoa; Chordata; Lepidosauria; Squamata; Viperidae
Product: protein wntless homolog
Exons: 3
Coding region: 24-344 (106 amino acids)
Biological process (GO): Wnt signaling pathway; Wnt protein secretion; intracellular protein transport
Cellular component (GO): organelle membrane; endomembrane system
Molecular function (GO): Wnt-protein binding
Source: RefSeq, a predicted model, not a curated record
UGAUUUUUCGGUUCAAAUUCUUGAUGCUGAUCACAUUAGCUUGUGCUGCCAUGACAGUAAUAUUUUUCAUUUUCAGUCAGGUGACUGAAGGUCACUGGAAAUGGGGCGACUUUACAUUUCAUUGGAACAGUGCCUUUUUCACAGGGAUUUAUGGAAUGUGGAACCUUUAUGUCUUUGCCCUGAUGUUCCUGUAUGCACCUUCCCAUAAAAAGUACGGUGAAGAUGAGUCAAAUGGUGAUUUGGGAGUUAAUACUGGAGAAGAACUUCAGCUCACUACUACUAUCACUCAUGUGGAUGGACCAACCCAGGUUUACAAAUUGGCUCGCAAGGAAGCCCAGGAAUAAUCACUUCAGCACAAUUUUACUUGUGCCUAAAUACAAAUUAGACAGCAUGAUGGUAGUAUUUUCCUGCAAGGAUUUGUUUGGAAUCGUCUGAAGGGUGCAUUGCAGAAAAUAAUGAAAAUGAUGACUAUCUGUCAAGAACUAAUGGGAUGCUUAUUAUCCAUGUAUCUUUCUUGGGGAGAAUCUUCUGUCAAGUUUGAAUUCUUUUAAUUCUUCGUCUUGAGCAAUCUUCCCCAAUCUCAAAAUAUGUUGGGUGCACAAUUCCCACAGCC